Molecule: messenger RNA, 687 nt
Organism: Fonsecaea nubica
Lineage: Eukaryota; Fungi; Ascomycota; Eurotiomycetes; Chaetothyriales; Herpotrichiellaceae
Exons: 3
Coding region: 1-687 (228 amino acids)
Biological process (GO): mitochondrial proton-transporting ATP synthase complex assembly; mitochondrial protein processing
Cellular component (GO): extrinsic component of mitochondrial inner membrane
Molecular function (GO): metalloendopeptidase activity
Source: RefSeq, a predicted model, not a curated record
AUGGCUAACCACCCCUCCUCCACCUCGUCCUCUAGUCCUUCCUCUCAGCAAGAUGCAUCAGACUUCCUCCCCAGCAACACCUGGUGGAAUCGUUCAGUAAAUUUCUUCCGCAUGGUUACCGGGCGCAUGUCUCCCGGAGGAGCGCAAAAGUAUUGGGCCGAUGCGGACGAUCGAUAUAGCGCAUUCGAUUGCAAACGCUGCGAAGAGAGCCGGGACUAUUUAUUGAAAUAUUCGCCGAUAAUCCGAUUCAUGAAUGAGAACAUUCACAAACUGGGUGGUGACUUGGGUCCGCAUAACAUCCACUGCAGAACGUGCAGAGGCGACGAGGAGGCAAUGCAAGGUGGCUUUGACCAUAAAUACGGCAUCAAGAUAUGUGCAAACUAUGUGCAGGAACGGUCUGUCCUGGAGGAUGUACUGGCACACGAGAUGGUGCACGCAUAUGACCACCUGCGGUUCAAGACGAACCUGACCCUCGAGGAUGAUCUGAGACAUGCCGCGUGUUCGGAGAUUCGGGCAAGCAACCUCAGCGGUGAAUGUCGCUGGGCCAACGAGUUCUUUCGCAACAAGAUCCUCUCUUUCACGAACCAUCACCAGGACUGCGUCCGACGGCGAGCGAUAAGGUCAGUCAUGGGUCGACCGAACUGCAAAGACGACGUACAAGCAGUCAAGGUUGUCAAUGAGUUUUGA